GCGUGCCCGGGCGCUGCAUGUCUAGCCUCUCCGCCGCGCCUGCCGUCCCCGUCCAGCCCCCCGUUCUCGAAUUGCUGAGCCACCUUCCAGGAGCGUUCCGGCGGUCGGAGACAAGCCGGCUCCGGCCGGCGGAACGCGUAUACCUAGCGUACGGUAAUAAUUGAUUAACCAUUAGCCAUGGGCAGCCUCUGCUCCAAGGAGCAUGUCCGGGAUCCUCCCCUGCCGGCGCCGGCCCCGGCGGACUUCAGGCAGCUGCACAAGGCGCCCAGCCAGUCCCUCAAGCAGCUCAUCACGCUCACCGCCAAGGAGGACUCCGCCGUCGUCGCGCCCGUCGUGCACGCCGUCAUCACCCGCUCCGAGUCCAGCGUCAAGCCCCGGCCCAAGCCUCACCCCCAGCCACAGCCGGCCCCGGUCGCCGCAGAGAAGAAGACCCCGGUCGUCGUGAUCGCGUCCCUCAACAAGUCCUGCAGCACGGCCGGGGCCGCCCUGCCCACGCACCACCGCCGCGCCACCGUCGACGCUGCCGCAGGCCGGAACCCGGUCCACGACGCCGCCCAAGACGCCGCGGACGACAACAGCCCAUACGGUGACGUGCCGCAAGGGUUCUCGGGCGAGCACGUGAUCGCCGGGUGGCCGACGUGGCUGACGUCCGUCGCCGGGGAAGUCGUCCACGGGUGGCUGCCCCGGCGCGCCGACACGUUCGAGCGGCUGGACAAGAUCGGCCAGGGCACCUACAGCAACGUGUACAAGGCCCGGGACCUGGAGACCGGCAAGAUCGUCGCCCUCAAGCGCGUCCGGUUCGUCAACAUGGACCCGGAGAGCGUGCGGUUCAUGGCCAGGGAGAUCCACAUCCUCCGCCGGCUCGACCACCCCAACGUCAUCCGGCUCGAAGGGAUCGUCACGUCGCGGCUCUCCCACAGCCUCUACCUCGUCUUCGAGUACAUGGAGCACGACCUGGCCGGGCUCGCCUCCAUCCCGGGCCUCCGGUUCACGGAGCCGCAGGUCAAGUGCUUCAUGAGCCAGAUCCUCGACGGGCUCCACCAUUGCCACAGCCGGGGUGUGCUGCACAGGGACAUCAAGGGCUCCAACCUGCUCAUCGACGACAACGGCGUCCUCAAGAUCGCUGAUUUCGGGCUCGCCACCUUCUUCGACCCGGCCAAGCCCAAGUCGCUCACCAGCCGGGUCGUCACGCUCUGGUACCGCCCGCCGGAGCUCCUCCUCGGAGCCACCGAGUACGGCGUCGCCGUUGACUUGUGGAGCACCGGAUGCAUCCUCGCCGAGCUGCUCGCUGGGAAGCCCAUCAUGCCCGGACAGACCGAGAUCGAGCAGCUCCACAAGAUCUUCAAGCUCUGCGGGUCGCCGUCCGAGGAGUACUGGGCCAAGGCGAAGCUGCCGGACGUGACGCUCUUCAAGCCGCAACGGCCGUACCGACGCCGGAUCGCCGAGACCUUCCGGGACUUCCCACCCACAGGGCUCGACCUCCUCGACACGCUCCUCGCCAUCGAGCCUUCCGACCGGGGCACCGCAGCGUCGGCCCUCGACAGUGAAUUCUUCAGAACCAAGCCGUUGGCGUGUGACCCGUCCAGCUUGCCCAAGCACCCGCCCAGCAAGGAGUACGACGCCAAGCUCCGCGGCAAAGAGGCCAUGAUGAGGCAAAACGCGGCGGCCAUCGGAGGCAAGGGCUCCAUUUCGGUGAAGCCCGGGAGGAACGAGGCCAUGCCCAAGGCAGCGCCAGCGCAAGAAGCCAUUGGAGUAGACCACCAGAGGAGGCAGCAGGCGGCGGCGCGCGUCAACACGAAGAGCAGCAGCCACCACUACACCGCGCUGGAGGACAGCGUGGCCGGGUUCCGCAUGGAGCCGCCCGCUGCGCCGGCGCCGUCGACGAUGCAGAUGCAGAUGCAGAGCGCGGGGCAGUUCGGGUCGACGUGGUACCGGAAGGACGAGCACCACCAGCGCGGCGGCAUGAAGCGCACCACCAGCUCCCUCAGGGUGUCCAACCUGCCGGUGGCGCACCACCUCACCUCGCAGAGGUCCUGCGCGCCGUCCCGGGGCGGCACCGACCUGCACCCGAGCUCGUCGGCCGUCAGGAACACCAACUCCAAGUACAACCGCCUCGACGUCGCCGAGCCCGCCAACGCGCUCGACCGGCCCGGCCCUGGCGCCGGCAAGAAGGACAUGGGCAUCAGGGACGCUCCUUCAGCUUAUCAGGGCCAGGGGUUCGGGGGUCGGAACAGGAGGAUGAACUACUCCGGGCCGCUGGUGCCGCCGGGAGGGAACAUGGACGACAUGCUCAAGGAGCACGAGCGGCAGAUCCAGCAGGCGGUGCGCAAAGCACGGGUGGACAAGGAAAAGACCAACAACAACAGCAGCAGCAGGAGGAACAAUUACUGACCGCCGAAAAGGAGCGAGACGACGAUCAUCCACGAACACCACGGUCAUCCUGGGAACCGCAGCCGGUUGUGCUUGUGCGUGCACAGAAAGAUCUCCAGCCAACCAUGGCGCCUCCCCGAGCUCGAGCUCGGGCACGGCGCCGCUGCUGCUGCGCCCGCUGCCGUCGGAGAGUCAGGCUUGCCUUGAUCCAUGUGUAUAAUAGCAGUGUUAGAGGGAUCUGGGUAGCCUGGCGAGGGAAAACAGCACCGGGUUGUAAAGAUGGAAAAGGAGUGUGUGUAUGUAUGUGCUGCCGAUCGACCUCACCUCAUGCAACAGAGUCCACUUCAUGGCUUAGUUUGCGAAUCAAUAGCCACGAGAAGGGAAUGAAUCAGGCUGUUCGAAACUUCUCAGCUUCGCAUUUUUAUACUUUAUUUGUCUAACAAAAGAUGUCUCAAGUUUGUCAAAA
Brachypodium distachyon (stiff brome) is the source of this 2836-nucleotide messenger RNA. Its product is annotated as probable serine/threonine-protein kinase At1g54610. Gene Ontology annotation, molecular function: ATP binding; cyclin-dependent protein serine/threonine kinase activity; RNA polymerase II CTD heptapeptide repeat kinase activity. Lineage: Eukaryota; Viridiplantae; Streptophyta; Magnoliopsida; Poales; Poaceae. The coding region runs from base 178 to 2391 and encodes 737 amino acids. The record is from RefSeq and is a predicted model, not a curated record. Gene Ontology annotation, biological process: protein phosphorylation; positive regulation of transcription elongation by RNA polymerase II. Gene Ontology annotation, cellular component: cyclin-dependent protein kinase holoenzyme complex; nucleus. The transcript has 6 exons.